Messenger RNA from Vollenhovia emeryi, 2646 nucleotides. RefSeq lists its product as uncharacterized. Lineage: Eukaryota; Metazoa; Arthropoda; Insecta; Hymenoptera; Formicidae. The record is from RefSeq and is a predicted model, not a curated record. The transcript is spliced from 10 exons. Bases 1 to 2646 code for a protein of 881 amino acids.
AUGCUCCUCAUGUUAUCGAGGAUACUGUCUCGUUCGAAUUGCAUCCUGAUUUUGGUGAUAUUCAACCUUGCGUCCUCGGCACCUUUGAAAUCCCAGAAACACUCGCCGUUCCAGAGCGAACAAGGCUUCUCGGCUUCCCCAAAGAUCUUGGAGCUUCAGCUGCCGCUGAAAAUUUCGUCGAAAGAAGAUUUAUUAGCUUGGUCUAAGUACGUAAUGAGUUUGAUGGCGUCGAAGAUCAAUUUCAUGUCGCCUUUCAAAAACUUAUCGGACGAGAAACGAGCUCCCUUUACGAGCAAUCCAGGCUCGAAGUCGAAGGAGACGAUGAAGAAGGCACCUCUCAAUGAGAAACGACAAGGUCCAAAUUAUCCAGCGCGAAGGCUCAAGGAACCUCAUAUGCAAAGACCGGAUGAAAAAGUGGUUGCUUAUCCUCUGCCCAUAGGGGCGAUGAAACCGACAGCACCCAAUCCUCCCCAGCAAAAUCCUUCUAGCUUUUCUACGGGUUUCAACGAGCCGACUGAUUUUGGACAAUACAUGGACUUCAACCUCGGGAAUCUCUUUCAGCAAAGUGAAAUUGAUACCUUUGGAAAUUUGGAUUUCUUGCAGCAGCCACCUACCAACGUGUAUCUCCCGUUGCCACCGAUCGAUGCCGCUAAAUCGUAUCAGAGCGCCAUUGGUAAGAAUGUUUCCGGCUUCGGGGAGUCGGCGAGGCUUCAGACGAUGAAAAAUUCCUUGGAUCUUCACAUCAAGACUCCCAGUGUCGAACUAGAACAGGCAUUGCCAAUCGCCAUAAAUAACGAAUUUACUGGAAUGAAUCUGUCGCAUAUAGGCGAACCUCUGCUGACUUUUCCGUUCCAAGCAGUGGUCACGAUCGCUAAAAACCUACCAGCGGCUACGAUGAUCUCGAAGAUGCAGGCGAAUGAUUAUACCGCGAUUGGAGAUCUUCCGAGGGAGUUUCUGCCAUACUUCGAACAAAACAACCUUUCGAACGAAUCCGGACAAAUCAACGUCGUCCUCAAUGAUUUCAUCGCAGAUACGAGUGAGACGAAAACGCGGGGAAACGUGAAAAAGGGGAAAGAAGAAAAGAAGGAGCAGAAUGUACGCGAGCCGAAAAAGCAAAGCCAGAAGAAAGCCACGAAUAGCACGAAGAAGCUGAAGUCGUCCAUAAAACGACAAUCGUCCGCACUCGGGGAUUUACUGAGGACGUUGGGUAUUUUGCGGAAAGUGCCGAAGAAUGCCACUGAGGUUAACAUCGCGACGCCUUUACUCUCUAUCUUGAAAGGUACGAACUCGCAGAAGAUACAAGUGGCCUUGGAAGAGAUACCGCCGCCUCGUGGAAGACGCAACGAAACGUUUCUAGCGCAGCAAGUGAACGGGAAUGAUGACGACGAUGAAAACGGCAAUAGUGAGAACGGCAAUGGUGAGAGCGGCAAUGAUGAGAACGGCAAUGGUGAAAAUGGCAAUAGUGAAAACGGCAAUGGUGAGAACGACGAUGAUGACGAAUCACAGACAGAAGCCCAAGAAGACGACGACGACGACGAAGAAGAAGAAGAGGGUGGAUCCAUACAAGCUGUGAUCGACUUACUGCCGUUAGCUGCGCCAAUUCUCGAAGAACUUAGUGAUCCAGAUGCCGAGGUUGAUAUAGCAGAAGUGCUUCAAGGUGCAAUUCCUCUUCUCGAAGGACUCUCUGACCCGGAAGAGGAGGGAGGCGUCGAUAUUCCAGCAGCCUUAUUGCCCCUCUCUCAAAAGCUCAGCGAGGGCCCGGACGGACAAGGUAGCGAUUCUGGCGCCAUUUUAGGACCUCUCAUUCAGCUGAUAGCGCCGUUGAGCGGACCUCUUUCGGGCCCCCUGAUCGGUCCGCUCAGUCGUUCCAGUAGUGGCCCCGACGGCGUACGGGGGUCGGCGUCUGCAUUUGCAGCAUCGGCUGAGCCUUUGAGCAAGCCUCAGGGACCAUAUGGGCAAUCGGUGUUGUCGGGACUUAUCGCCAGUAUCACCGCUAAACUAAGUAAAGAAUCCGCUGUUGCGGCAGGUGACUCAGAUGUGAAAUCUCUAGUAAGCUCGAUUGUGUCAGGCGUGCUUGCUGGUGCCAGUACUGGUUCGAAAGGCCACAAGGGUCAAUACGGUUACGGUCAGAGUGGUAAUAAUGGUAACAAUAGAUAUGGUCAGAGUGGUUAUAACAAUAGAUACGGUCAAAAUGGUCAGAGCAGUAACAGAGAUACGUACCAAUCGUCUACAUCCUACGGCGGUUAUCAUCAGUCCUACGGCAGCUAUAAUAAACCCUCCGUAAGAACUUGUAUUUUUUUUACAUAUAUGCGCAUAAUUUUAUAUUUUUCUAAACUAAUUGAAUUUAAUUACUACAUCUUCGGCGCUGUCCUGAAGCUGUCGGCAACGUCGUCGCGCGCCGGUGCAUCGCUAUCCGGCAAGGCGUCAACCGCUGGCGCAGAACUGUCGGCCGGUUCCUCAGAAUCGUCACAGAAACCAGAGAGCCCCACGUAUGGUCCACCCGCGCAUCCGACGUACGCAGCACCGCCGCAUCCGACGUACGCAGCACCGCCGCCCACUUCCUACGGUGCACCUCCGUCCACGAGUUCUCCUUACGUGUCAUUCACGCGAAGACAAAUCCCGCGGAAGCAAAUAAAGAAAUUUUGA